AUGCUCAAGACACUAGCCUCCCUGGCACUGCUCGCCGCAGGAGCCACAUCGCAGAUCAUCGAAAGCUCCAGCUUUGGUACUGGUAAAACCGUUGCCCAGUCGGAGUGGACUGCAGAGUUCCAAUUCCGUGCGAGUGGCCCUGAAAGAGCAGGUGGAAUCCUGCAAUUAUGGUAUACCAAGGACGGCCAGGCCCGGAUUGGUACCUCCAGCAUCUAUACUGUUGGUCCAUUCGAUGGUUUUGCCCUAGUGGUUGAUACGCAUGGUGGUCGUGGUGGCAGUGUCAGAGGAUUCUUGAAUGACGGUACGACCGAUUACAAGAGCCACAACAGUCCAGAUGCUUUAGCCUUUGGCCACUGUGACUACUCCUACCGCAACCUAGGUCGUCCCUCAGUCUUUAAGAUUAAACACACCAACUCGAUCCUCGAGGUUACCGUUGACGACCAGCCCUGUUUCUCAACCAACAAAGUUGCCCUCCCCGCUGGAAAUACCUUCGGUAUCACAGCAGCUACACCUGAAAACCCCGACUCGUUCGAGCUGUUCAAGUUCGUCCUCGAGUCCGCUACAACCCAAGGAUCACCACAAGGGAUUCCUCCAGUCCUCAAUCAACAGACUCAACUACCCACCGACCUCGACUCCGAAUCUCCCACCAUGCCUCCCGUUUCAGGUGCCUCAAUUGCCGGCCUCGCCGCUCAGAUUGUCGACCUGAGCGGCCGCCUGCAGCUCACUAACAAAGCUGCCAGCACCAUCAUCCAAGAGAUGAAAAACCAAGCCGGCAAGGCCGAUGCCCGACAGGCAGAAAUCCUCCAGAAACUCAUCGACAAGGACCAGUACAAUGCUCUGGACAACAGACUCGCCCACAUGGAGGAGCUUAUGACUACUAUCGUGCGCGACCUCGGCGACCGGGACUACAGCGGUCGCUUCGCCCAGCUGCACGAUACUCUGCGGUCUUCCCACGUGAGCCUCAGCGAGAAUCUGCAAGGUCACUUGGUUAACGUCGUUACCAAGUCGACGCCCCGCAUGGGCUUCUUCCUGUUCCUGGUAAUUGCCUUCCAGGUUCUUCUGGCCAUUUCGUACGUGGCCUACAAGCGUCGUCGGGCCAACAUGCCCAAGAAGUAUCUGUAA
This is a messenger RNA of Penicillium salamii, 1122 nucleotides long. The record is from the annotation of a GenBank genome assembly. NCBI's taxonomy places the organism in Eukaryota, Fungi, Ascomycota, Eurotiomycetes, Eurotiales, Aspergillaceae.